GAGAGUUAUUUUUCCAUUGUUUCAGAGAUGAACCAGCUGUUGCCACAUCAGGCAGGAAACAGGAGUCCUGCAAAGUGGUGGCGGACCUCUUCUAAUGGAAGAAUGGUUGUACUCAGGCAAUUUGGGCUGCUUCUCUGGAAGAAUUACAUCCUGCAGAAACGGCAGAUUUUGGUAACGGUCAUAGAAAUCUGUCUGCCGCUGCUGUUUGCUGCCAUCUUGAUUGCACUUCGUCACCGGGUGCAUUCAAUCAGCCACCCCAAUGCCACUAUCUACCCUACCCAGUCGGUGGAUGACCUGCCAGCAUUCUUCUAUCACCGGCAUCCAAGCAACCCUUGGGAGCUGGCGUACAUCCCCUCGAACAGCAGUGCUGUGAAGAACAUUGCUGAGGCAGUAGAAAAAGCUUUACCGAUCAACAUUAAAGCUCAAGGUUUUUCCUCGGAGAGGGAAUUUGAAGAAUAUGUGAAGUUGGACAACCGCUCAGGCAAUGUGCUGGCAGCUGUUGUGUUCAAACACAACUUCAGUCAGAGCAAGGCCCCCUUGCCCCUCCAGGUUGAUUAUGAACUGCGCUUCAAAUACAGCCCAAGGAAUGCCCCCCGGAGUGAGCAGACCGGCUUAAACCCUAACCUUGACCGUGACUGGCACACCAGCUACCUCUUCCCUCUUUUCCAGUUGCCCGGUCCCAGGGAGGCCAAGUUUGCAGAUGGUGGAACACCAGGUUAUAUCCGGGAAGGCUUCCUGGCAGUGCAACAUGCCUUGGAUAGAGCCAUCAUACAAUAUCACACUAAUGACAACAGUGCCAGCCUGCUGGAGAACAUCACUGUGGUGGUACAGCGCUUCCCCUACCCGUCAUAUGUCAAUGACCUCUUCCUUCUUGCCAUCCAGAACCAGCUACCCUUGCUGCUCAUGCUCAGCUUCACCUACACCUCACUCAACAUCGUCCGUGCUGUCGUGCAUGAGAAGGAGAAGAAGCUGAAGGAGUACAUGCACAUGAUGGGCCUCAGCAACUGGCUGCACUGGAGCGCCUGGUUCCUCAUGUUCUUCCUCUUCCUGCUGGUGUCUGUGUUUUUUGUCACAGUGCUCUUCUGUGUGAAGGUGAGUGAGCAGGGAGCAGUGCUUACCAACAGUGACCCCACACUGGUGUUCACUUUCCUCGCCAUAUUCUCCAUCUCCUCUAUCUCCUUCAACUUCAUGGUGAGCACCUUCUUCUCUAGAGCAAACAUUGCGGCUGCUGCUGGUGGCUUCCUGUACUUUUUCUCCUACAUCCCUUACUUCUUCAUCUCACCCCGCUAUGACCUGAUGUCCCACAACCAGAAGCUGGCAUCCUGCCUCAUCUCCAAUGUGGCCAUGGCAAUGGGAGCACAGCUCAUUGGCAUGUUUGAAGGAAAAGGAACUGGCAUUCAGUGGAGGGACCUCAUGAAGCCAGUCAGCGUGGACGACAACUUUACCUUAGCACAAGUGCUGGGGAUGCUGCUCCUGGACUCGUCUCUCUAUGGCUUGGUGGCCUGGUAUGUGGAGGCCGUCUUUCCAGGGGAGUAUGGUGUGCCACAGCCUUGGUACUUCCUCUUUACGCCCUCGUACUGGUGUGGGCGCCCUAGGACUGUUGUGGGAAAAGAGAAGGAGGAAGAGGAGGACCCUGAGAAGGCCCUGAAGAGCCAGUACAUUGAAGAAGAGCCAGCUGACCUUGUGUCAGGAAUCAAAAUAAAGCACCUUUCCAAGGUCUUCAAAGUGGGAAACAAGAUGAAAGAGGCAGUCAAGGACUUAACAGUGAACAUGUACGAAGGGCAGAUCACUGUUCUGUUGGGACACAACGGUGCUGGGAAGACCACUACUCUGUCUAUGCUCACAGGUCUAUACUCUCCAACAAGCGGGCAAGCAUACAUCAACGGCUAUGAGAUCUCACAGGACAUGGUUCUGAUCCGACGGAGCCUGGGCUUGUGUCCCCAACACGAUGUACUCUUUGACAACAUGACAGUGGAAGAGCACCUCUAUUUCUACUCGGGGCUGAAAGGCUACCCACCUUCCAAGUGCCCUGAGGAGAUCAGCCAUAUACUGAGGAUCCUGAACCUGGAGGACAAACGCCACUGUCUGACAAAGGCGCUCUCUGGUGGCAUGAAACGCAAGCUCUCUAUUGGCAUUGCCCUCAUUGGGGACUCCAAGGUGGUGAUGCUGGAUGAGCCAACAUCGGGGAUGGACCCAGCCUCCCGCAGAGCCACAUGGGACCUCCUGCAGCAGCAGAGGAGCAACCGUACCAUCUUGCUCACCACCCACUUCAUGGAUGAGGCUGACCUGCUGGGGGACCGCAUAGCUAUCAUGGCCAAGGGCGAGCUGCAAUGCUGCGGUUCCUCUCUCUUCCUCAAGCGUAAAUAUGGGGCAGGAUAUCACAUGGUGAUGGUGAAAGAGCCAUAUUGUAGCCUGGGGGAGAUCUCCCGCCUCAUCUGUCAGUACGUGCCCAACGCUACCAUGGAGAGCAAUGCUGGGGCAGAGCUGUCCUUCAUCCUGCCCAAAGAGAGCACGCACAGGUUUGAGGCUCUCUUCACUGAGCUGGAGCAGAAGCAGGAAGAGCUAGGCAUUGCUAGCUAUGGUGCCUCUGUCACCACCAUGGAGGAAGUCUUUCUGAGGGUUGGGAAGCUGGUGGAUUCCAGCAUGGAUAUUCAGGCUAUCCAGCUCCCUGCUCUCCAGUAUCAGCAUGAGAGACGCUCCAAUGACUGGGCCAUGGACGACUCCAGCAGCUUGAGUGGAAUGACAGAUAUGACAGAUGACAGCGGGGCACUCAUUACAGAGGACUGCUCCAGUACCAAACUCAAUACUGGGUUCUACCUCUGCUGCCAGCAGUUCUACGCCAUGUUCAUGAAGCGAGCCAUGUACAGCUGGCGCAACUGGAAGAUGGUGGCAGCACAGUUCCUUGUGCCUCUGAUUUUCACUGCCUUUGCCCUCAUCGUUGCCAAGACCUUCCCAGGACCCAGGGAUUCCUCUCUCCUGAGGCUGAUGCUGGAGCCCUAUGGCCAGACUAUUGUGCCUUUCUCUGUCUCAGCUACCUCAGGUCUGUCGCAGAGGUUAGCGGAGCAGUAUGUGGAGCUGCUGGAUGCCCAGCACCAGUCACCGCUGGAGGUGCUAGGUGGCCUGGAGGAGUAUCUCAUCUUGAGAGCGUCUGAGGAGGGGGGAGCCUUCAACGAACACUACAUCGCAGCUGCCUCUUUUGAGGAGGCCGGAAACCACACAGUGGUCACCGCACUGUUCAACAACCAGGCAUACCACUCUCCUGCCACUGCCCUCAUGCUGGCUGACAACGCUGUCUUCAGGGUGCUGGCAGGCCCCAACGCAUCCAUCACAGUUACCAACUACCCUCAGCCCCGCAACAUCACUGAGAAGGCCAAGGACCAGCUCAUGGAAGGCCAGACUGGGUUCGCUAUUGCCAUCAACUUGCUCUAUGGCAUGGCUUCGCUCGCCAGCACCUUCGCGCUCCUACUGGUCAGUGAGCGGGCCAUCAAAGCCAAGCAUGUCCAGUUCGUCAGUGGAGUCUAUGUGGUCAACUUCUGGCUUUCUGCCCUUCUCUGGGACAUCAUCAACUUCCUCAUUCCUUGUGCUCUGAUGCUGGUGAUAUUCCAGGCCUUUGAUGUGCAAGCAUUCACUCAAGACAGCCACCUGGUUGAUGUGAUGCUGAUUUUCCUCCUUUAUGGCUGGGCAAUUAUCCCCCUCAUGUACCUCCUCAGCUUCUUCUUCUCAGUGGCAGCCACAGCCUACACACGUCUCACUAUCUUCAACAUCCUGUCAGGAACAGCCACUUUCCUUGCAGUCACCAUCAUGAGCAUUCCAGAACUGGGCUUGGUGGACCUCUCCAAAACCCUGGAUAAAGUCUUUCUGAUCUUACCCAAUUAUUGCUUGGGCCAAUGCAUCAGUGACUUCUACCAGAACUAUGAAUUCAUUCAGUUUUGCACCUCCUCUGUUGAAGCGAUCUUCAUCUGCAAGGCAUUCAAUAUCAGUUAUCAAAUGAACUAUUUUUCCUGGGAGACACCUGGGAUUGGACGAUACCUGACAUCCUUGACCAUCCAGGGCUUCUCCUUCCUCUUCCUCCUUUUCCUCAUUGAGACAAACCUUCUCUGGAGAUUAAGAACUUUGGUCUGUGGCAUCUGCAGGCGGCGAAAAUGGGUUGCACUCUUGAACAGGGUGCCUGUGCUGCCAGAAGACCGGGAUGUAGCAGAUGAGAGGAAAAAGGUUUUGGAGUCACCACCAGAGCUGCUGUCAUCACUGAGCAGCCCCUUGGUCAUCAAAGAGCUCACUAAGGUCUAUGACAGCCGGGAGUCCUUGUUGGCAGUGGACAGGAUCUCCUUGGCAGUCAGCAAAGGUGAAUGCUUUGGCCUUCUUGGCUUCAAUGGAGCGGGCAAAACCACCACCUUCAAGAUGCUGACUGGCGAUGAGAGUAUCACAUCAGGAGAUGCCUAUGUGGAUGGCCACAGUAUACUGGCCAACAUCAAAAAGGUCCAGCAGCGGAUUGGCUACUGCCCACAGUUUGAUGCCCUCCUGGACCACAUGACAGGCCGCGAGACUCUGAGCAUGUAUGCCCGGCUGCGGGGCAUUCCUGAGCGUUAUAUUGGCAGCUGUGUGGAGAACAUGUUGAGAGGGCUGCUGUUGGAGCCCCACGCAGACAAGCUAGUGAGGACCUACAGUGGUGGUAACAAGCGGAAGUUGAGUGCUGGGAUUGCUCUCAUCGGUGGCCCCCCUGUGAUCUUCCUGGAUGAGCCCUCUACUGGCAUGGACCCUGUGGCCCGGCGUUUGCUCUGGGAUGCAGUGACGCGGACGCGGGAGUGUGGCAAAUCCAUCAUCUUCACUUCCCACAGCAUGGAAGAAUGUGAGGCCUUGUGCACCCGACUGGCCAUCAUGGUGAAUGGGCAGUUCAAGUGCCUGGGCAGCCCCCAGCACCUGAAAAGCAAGUUUGGCAGUGGCUACACCCUAUUGGCCAAAACACGGAGUGAUGAGGAAGGCGAGCUGCUGGCCUUCAAGGCCUUUGUGGAGAAGACUUUCCCAGGUAGCAUCUUGAAACAUGAACACCAGGGCAUGGUACAUUAUCACUUGACCAACAAGAACCUCAGCUGGGCACAGGUCUUUGGGGCCUUGGAGAAAGCCAAAGAGAAGUAUCACUUAGAAGACUAUUCAGUUAGCCAGAUAUCCCUGGAGCAAGUCUUCAUGAGCUUCACUCGCUUCCAGCACUACACAGAGGACCGAGGGAAAUGAACCCACUGGUGCCCUUCUUCAUGGACUGGCCCUGCUGCCUAUACAUAGUAUAUAUAGAGACAGUAAUUUAUAUAUUGGCGUGUGUCUUACAUAAUGUAUAAAUGUAAGAAAAUUUUCACCACAGGGAGGGACAGGAUGGAGUCAUACCUUCUGCUGUUGCGCUGUGGGAAUCACAAGUAGUGUGUGUGUUGCGUGCCCACUGUGGUGCGCACAUUGUGUGUGUGUGUGUGUGCCUGUGUGUGCAUGUGACACUUUCACUCUUCAGCAUUCAUUCCCAUCUACAGCAAAAAUGUCCAAAAAGCAGUGAGAAAGAGUAGGUGGAUGAAGAAGGGCAUUGUGGAUUCUGCUCCAUAUUCAAAUCUUGGUGUGCCUGUCAGCAGAGUAGGACUGGGCCACUGUCAGGUUCCUGUUGCUGGUGCGGAUGGUUGGAAUGUAGGCUGUUGCCCUGAUACUGCACGUUUCCCACAUACCCAUCGUCCCACUGUGCCCAAAACUCGUGCAUCAGGAUGCUGCUUUAUGGUCUUCACACGCAUGUCAAAUUAUAUUCUGUUAGGUGGAUUGCUUGUGAUUUAACAGGAUGCUGUUAAAUAGCUUAGAUCUAAAACGUUCACUGGGUUAAUUAGGAUGUAUUGAGGUUGCCCUCUUAGAAGCACUUCCAGACUAGAUGGAAGAGACACAUACAAAGGAACAGCCGUGGUUUUCCCCCUAUGGCAAAUCUUCCGUCCAUUCCAUUAGCAGCAGAAGGUGGGAAAAGGCUCUGUCUCCCUUUAACCUCACAGAAAAGAUGUGCCCUCCUGCCUGCUUGUGUCUCACUCAGUUCUGCUGAGACUUCCUCCAGGCCUGCAGCUGUCAGCCACCACGUGGGGAGAGAGGACAAGACAGGCUGUUCUGCACAGAGGCUAUUAGUCACUGCUGCCUGGGGAAUGUCUUUGGGAUGCUUGUGCUGCUCCUGUGAUAGCCUGCGAGCAAGGGAUGACUUCACCCCAGCAAGGGCCAGAAGGUACUCUAAAAUCACUAGUCAUCGGGACAUUCAUCUUUUGCUGGCUGUGUGACCCAGAGUUCAGAUGUGUGCUUCAGGGGUGGCACCGGGCUUUCUCCUCCGAUUUUGCCCUGGGACGUAUGCAUCACCCCAGGGGCUGGGUGUGCAGGGUGUACCUCUGGCAUGGUGCAAACCCUGCUGUCCAGGAGAAGAGCUGUGCUCCAUUUUCCAACCCGCUAUGCUUGCAUUUUGCCUGCCCGUGCCAUGGGUGCUGUGCAGUGUCAGCAGAGAGGAGGAGACCUGGCUCUCUGGGCACGUAGCAUAAAGGCAUCUACGAGGCACAGUUUAGAAUGAACAGCCUGUGCUGAAUUGACUCCCAUCAGCAGUGCUGAACCCAGUAUGCGCUGCCAACCCAGAUUCCUGAUGUCAUGUCAAGAGGGAAAUCUAAGAGCUCCUAUUCCUCCUGCUGGCGGGGGCCCAGCUAAGGGAAUUAAAACGUGCCCAUGGAUGGAGGCAUACUCAUCUGUAGAGGCUGGCAGCAGCUCACACUGUCCAAGGGAAGGCAUGCUGUGCAGUGCCAGUCGCUGGCGCUGGGUUUGCAGGAAGGAUGUUUAAUAGAUAAAUGUCCAGAGUCUGGCCCUUUGACAGAGCACGAGAGGAAGAGGACCAUGGCCCCAGAGCUCAGUUUGAAGGCAGCGAUGGUGUGGAGGUUUAAUAGGGUGCCUGAGGACUGUUUGGCUUGAUCCAUUCAUUAAAAGGUUUAGACAACUGCACGGCCCUGGACUGCGUUACCCAACUGUUCCAGCUACAGGACUCCAGACCUGCAUUCUUUGAAGGGUUUGAAGGACCAGCGAUGCUCUGGCCACAUGUGUGUCCUUGUCUGCUCUCCCAUUAUGUGCAAGAGAGCUCCAGGCAGAGUAUGCCCACCUUCCCCAUGUCCCUCUCCUUAUCCCCGUGUCCAGCUGCUCCUGCAACAGGGAGCAGCUGAAUUUGCUGCCAUGGCUUUGCCCUGCUGUCAGGGAGUCUGCUGCCACCCAGGGCAUUAGACCUGAAUGCAGUGCCAAGGGUAUUAGGCAGUCGGUCUGCCCCAGGCCCUGUCCAUGCAGAGCAAGAGGCAGCAGGAGCAAUUGGGAUUUAUUUUUUUGGCAUUUCCCCCUGGGGUUGAGUUGCUUUUUAUUUGUUUGUUUUAUCUAUGUGUUGGGUCUUGUCUGUCUCUUAACUAGUCCCCAUUUCACUUUUGGGCAGUCCCAUCUGGCUGACUGCUCUGUGAUCAAUGCAGAGCUAUUUGCACUAUAGUAAUACACACAGUUGCACAUACUAAAUCAAUUAAUAUUAUGUGGAAGGGUGCUGAUUCCCUUCUAGUGAUUGCAUUGUCAGGGGUUGGGUUAUAUUUUGGGUUGGGCUUUUUGUUUUGUUCAUGUAACUGAAUCAUUCUUUCCUGUUCCAUUUUUCCUUUCCUCUAAUGCUGAUGUUUAAAAUCGUCAUGCAUCAUGUUACUAAGAAUUUCCCUGGAUCUUAACUAAGUGUGUUUUUAUUAAUAAGCAGCCAGUUGGUGAAUCGAAUCCCUGGAACACCUCUGAUCUGUCACGUGGGUUGAGCGUGAGGAUGUUCUUGCUGGGAUCAUCUCUGCACAAAGCAGAACCAGCUGCCCUUUGCACUACACAGCUAAGGGGCUUCCUGGGCUGCAGGACUUCUUUCCAAUGACCCCAUGCUCUGUUGCAGCCGGUUAGGGAUGUCAGUUUAGGUGAAGGGAGGCAGUGGGAGGAAAGCAGGUACCAGGAAGGAGUGACCAACAUACAUACUCCAAUGCCACCUUACCUGUCUGCCAGGUGUGAGCCCCUUUCGCCGCUCGCCUCCACAGCCUCCCCUGGCUCUGUGGGUGCAGUUGGUUCCCCUCUGCAGGCAGAGCGCAGGGGCAGUAGCAGCAGCUGCCUGGCCCCAGGUGCUUGUGCUCUGCAGGGUGUGUGGAGCCACCCACCCAGCCAUGGGGCAGCCACUGCCAUGGAAGGUGGAGCUCGAAGCAGUUGAGUUUGUGCUUUCUGUUUGAUGGGUGUCUGGAUCCACUGAGAGAGUUCCAGGACUUCCAGUAACACUUAUUUGCACAGAGAGAUAAGGCAAGACACGGCAGAGCCUUCUGAUGUCUUGCCUCAAAUGGGGCAAUGGCAUGAAAUCAGUAGUGUGUGUAGGAGAAUGACAUGGGGGGGGGGGGAAGGGAGUGGUAGGAGUUAGAAAGGUAUUGCAAAAUACAGAAUUGCAAAGUAGACUUACUAAAAGUAGGCUCUGUCAUCUCAUGGUGCCACAAAGUAGCAUUGCACUGAGCAUGGUAGCAGCAGAAAGCACAGCAGGGCUUGAGAUGACGUACAGGAAAGCAUCAUGCCCUGUUGGGGUACUGGUGAUCCCCAGGUGAGGGGCCAAAUGAUUGCAUUUAGGGAGUGUAAUCUUUGCAGCUGAAGUGGAAGCUGAAGCAGAAAGAAUCUUAGAGGAGUAACAGCAAGGAUGAAAUCCAUAUUCAGGGUCCUGGCCUGGAGAGCAGCACCACCACUGUGAGCUGUAGAGCCUGGGGCUGCACCUGCAGCUCUUCAGGUUGUCUGCUCAUAGCUCACACCCCUCUGGAGCAAGGUUUCAAUUGGUCUGGCCCAAUAGAACUAUAGAAGCAGCUCUUCUCUUCAGCCUUUGUUUACGCAGAGCUGCACUCACCCUGUCCUCUUGCAGAGGAAGCAGCCACAGGCUGUGCCACUCUUGUGUUAGUAACGGUUCCAAGUUGUACCAGGCCCAGGGGAAGUUUGAAGCAAGAGUUAAGACCAGGCUUUAGACGUAGGAGAGCUCACAUGCUGUCCAUGCCUGGGUGGGAGCUCAGAGGCAGUUCCUGGCUUGGGCCCUCUGCAGGCAGUGUCAGGGCAAGGCCAACUACUUGCUUCUGUGGCACAGCGCAGCCACCAUCUCUGCAGCAUGAGGUACUCCAGGGCCAUCAGCUUCACGCAGCAGCAGAGCUAUUGCCUCUUCCCACAGGGCCAAAUGCAGCUACAACACCCUCGUGCUCAUUUCCACUGUGUUCCACUGCGCUAGCCCUGUGCGAUUUUUGGUUGGGUUUUGUGUUGGAGGGUUGACGGGUCUUGCUUUUGGAAAUGUUCUUGCGUGGUGAGAUGUGGCAGCUGGUGGUUGUGCAUGGCAGGAGAGGCACCGUGAGAGCCCUGGGGUGGACUGGCACACCUGGUCUCCCCCAGCAUGGUACAGAUGGCUACAGUGGGAAUAUUUAUGCCAUCAUAGGAAUAAAAUAUUUUUUUUCCAA
Rhea pennata is the source of this 9497-nucleotide messenger RNA. RefSeq names its product ATP binding cassette subfamily A member 3 (gene ABCA3). Lineage: Eukaryota; Metazoa; Chordata; Aves; Rheiformes; Rheidae. Gene Ontology annotation, biological process: transmembrane transport; lipid transport. The record is from RefSeq and is a predicted model, not a curated record. The transcript has 31 exons. Gene Ontology annotation, cellular component: membrane; intracellular membrane-bounded organelle. Gene Ontology annotation, molecular function: lipid carrier activity; ABC-type transporter activity; ATP binding. Bases 28 to 5229 code for a protein of 1733 amino acids.